Suricata suricatta (meerkat) is the source of this 3609-nucleotide messenger RNA. It is a transcript of the gene ZNF41, whose product is annotated as zinc finger protein 41. The coding region runs from base 582 to 2909 and encodes 775 amino acids. The transcript has 5 exons. Gene Ontology annotation, biological process: regulation of DNA-templated transcription. Lineage: Eukaryota; Metazoa; Chordata; Mammalia; Carnivora; Herpestidae. The record is from RefSeq and is a predicted model, not a curated record.
AUCCGCGGCGGGAGGGGUCCCGGCGGCACAGCGCGCGCUCCGGCCGUCCGGGUCCCCGGGAGAUCCCGCAGGGGGGAUCGGGCCCGGGGACCCACAGCCGGACGGCCAUAAUGACCACCCUUCCAAGAUGGCGACUCCCGUAGAGACACUCCCGAGGGGACAGCCAUGUUAAUUGCCUGACAAAGUCACUAAAGAACAUUUGAAAGCCCGCCUCUCCUCCGACGCGUGCACACGGGCCAACACCUCGCGAGUGCACCCGGUGGGGUUGAGCCCCCAAGCUGACACUGAGCAUGUGCACGGUGAAGUCCAGACACGGAAGAGCCCCUCAGAGUAUCCAGCACAGAGAGCCACCACCUUGGUGCCCCCAGAAAGCAUCUAUGGGGUGAGAGCUGAAUGACUAUGUGGGCAGUGUCUUUCCAGGGUUUCUUGGAAUCUUUGUGGCGUCCUCGGGUCAGACCCCGUAGUGGAGGCUGCCGGCCCCAGCAGCUGGUUUGAGUCCACAGAUGCCCACCUGACUUCAAGCUCCUGGGAAGAGCCUAGUCGUCAGCAAGAGAGCCUGAGGGCUAAAGCCUGGCGGGAACAUGCCAGCUAACCGGAGGUCUCCCCGGUGCUCCUGGGUCCCGGCUGCAGAUGGACACGGCGGCCUGUGUGAGGGCUCCGUGUCAUUCGAGGAUGUGACCGUGAACUUCAGCAGGGAAGAGUGGCAGCAUUUGGACCCUGUGCAGAGACGCCUGUACCGGGAUGUGACCCUGGAGAACUACAGCCACUUGCGCGCAGUGGGGUACCAAGUUCCCAAACCAGAGGUCAUCUUCAAGUUGGAGCAAGGAGAGGGGCCAUGGACACUGGAGGGAGAAACCUCACAUCAGAGCUGUUCAGAUGAGGAUAUUGGGAAAACAGAGCAACAGAGAAUUCCUGGGAAAGUUUCACUCCACUGUGAGAAAUUUGGUCAUUCGAUAAGAAAAGAUCCAUUGUGUUCCAUUUUAGAAGAAUUGUGGCAAAAUAAUAAUGAGAUAGAGAGAUAUCCAGAAAGCCAAAAUAACCCUUUAAGUCAUGUGAAAGUACUGUUUAAGGAGAAGGGCUACGAAUGUAAAAAUAUUGAAAACAUAAUUCACGUGAGUUCCAAGCUUGUUCCUUCAAUUAAAAGACUCCAUAACUAUGACACAUUUAGAAAGAGUUUGAAGCAUACUUUAAACUUACAUAAUCAUAAUAAAAGCAAUUCAACAAAGAACCUUGAUAAGAUUUUUGGAAACGAUAAAAGUUUUGCCCGUAGCUCUCCUUCUACUGAGAAUGCUGCCACGGGGGCAAAUGCCUGUGAAGGUAAUCAACGUGAAAACCAUUUUGGCGACAAACAAGUUCUCAUCCACCAUCAGAAAAGUCAGACCAGGGAGCAACUUUAUGUUUGUACUGAGAAUGUAAAGAGCUUCCCCCAGAAGUCACAUCUCUUUGAGCAUCAGAGGAUUCAUGCUGAGGGAAAAGCCCAUGAGUGCAAUAAAAGUGAGAAAACUCUCACUCAGAAGCCACAGAUUAAUGUACCUCAAAGCGUUUAUACAGGAGAUAAACCCUAUAGAUGUCCUCAGUGUGGGAAGGCCUUUACUCUCAAGUCAAACCUCAUUACACAUCAGAAAAUUCAUACCGGGCAGAAACCCUAUAAGUGCAGUGAGUGUGGAAAAGCCUUUUUCCACAGAUCCUAUCUCUUUAGACAUAUGAGAAUUCAUACAGGAGAAAAACCCUAUGAAUGCAGUGAAUGUGGAAGAGGCUUCUCCCAGAAUUCAGACCUUACUAUACAUCAGAAAACCCAUACUGGAGAGAAACACUAUGCGUGCAGUGAAUGUGGGAAAGCCUUUACGAGAAAGUCGGCACUCAGAAUGCAUCAGAGAAUCCACACGGGAGAGAAACCUUACGUAUGCACUGAAUGCGGGAAGGCUUUCAUCCAGAAAUCACAUUUCAAUACACAUCAGAGAAUCCAUACGGGCGAAAAGCCUUACGAAUGCAGUGAGUGUGGAAAAUCAUUCACUAAGAAGUCCCAGCUCCACGUGCACCAAAGAAUUCACACAGGAGAAAAACCCUAUAUAUGUACAGAAUGUGGAAAGGUCUUUACUCAUAGGACAAACCUCACUACACAUCAGAAGACUCACACUGGAGAGAAACCCUAUAUGUGUGCUGAAUGCGGAAAGGCUUUCAGUGACCAGUCAAAUCUCAUUAAACACCAGAAAACCCACACUGGAGAGAAACCCUAUAAAUGCAAUGGCUGUGGAAAAGCCUUUAUAUGGAAGUCACGCCUCAAAAUACAUCAGAAGUCUCAUAUCGGAGAGAGACACUAUGAAUGCAAUGAAUGUGGGAAAGCCUUUAUCCAGAAAUCAACACUAAGUGUGCAUCAGAGAAUCCACACAGGAGAGAAACCCUACGUUUGUCCUGAAUGUGGGAAGGCCUUCAUCCAGAAAUCACACUUCAUUGCACAUCAUAGAAUUCAUACUGGAGAGAAGCCUUAUGAAUGCAGUGACUGUGGGAAAUGCUUUACUAAGAAGUCACAACUCCGUGUGCAUCAGAAGAUUCACACAGGGGAGAAGCCCAACGUAUGUGCUGAAUGUGGGAAAGCCUUCACUGACAGGUCAAAUCUAAUAACACACCAGAAAAUCCACACCCGAGAGAAACCCUAUAAGUGCAGCGACUGCGGGAAAACCUUCACCUGGAAGUCCCGCCUCACCAUCCAUCAGAAAUCUCACACGGGAGAAAGACACUACGAAUGCAGUAAAUGUGGAAAAGCCUUCAUCCAGAAAGCAACGUUAAGCAUGCAUCAGAUCAUUCACACAGGAAAGAAACCGUAUGCUUGUACCGAAUGUCAGAAGGCCUUCACUGACAGAUCAAAUCUCAUUAAACACCAGAAGACUCACAGUGGAGAAAAGUUAUAAAGGCACCGACUGAAAAGGCCUUCGGCUGGAACUCACAACCGGGUACGCAUCAGACAUCUCGUAGACGGAAAGAGGAGUGCCUGAUGCUGCAGUCAUCACGCAGGGGAAAGUGACUGUGACAGGCCACAGCUUCAGUGAACAGAAGGCAAGCAAAGCCAAGUUUCCUUCAGUCACCUGGAAAUACCAGUACCUGCAUCACCACAAGCUGACACGCAACUAUAUGCCUGAGGAGAUACUUUGAGAAAGCAUUUGAGCGAUAGUCCUAUUUGGGUUCAUGAUUCAUACACAGACCUUCAAGCUCCUACAAAUGGUACAGACAGAGACCCCAGAAGAAGACUUGGAACCUCUAUGUGUCACUUUUUGGAUGAAGGACUUGAUAAAUUCACCAUGGAUUAGUUCUUCAUGCCCUGGGAGGUAAAAGUACUUGAUACUGGCCAGUUCUUUUUCAGAUUUCUAGGGUGGGGAGAAGAGUUUUCAUUGUCCAAACACCUGAAGAACACCAAGAACAAGGCAAAAACCUAUUUGGGAAUGCACGUCUGUGAGUAGAAGCCAUAAGUUUUUGUGAUCAUUGACAUUUAAGACACAGAAAAGAUUGCCAUGGUCUGUCUUUUCCCUUCACCAUAGUAGAAUUUUUUAAAUAUAAUAUUUAAAAAUUUUUUAAUGUUUAUUUAUUUGUGAGAGAGAGACAGAGUGGGACUGG